AUGGAGUCGAUGGGGAUGGAACCUCACCCGGAACGGGACGUCAACGUCACGAUGAAGACGGAGGUGGCCAGGGUGGUCGUGUACUUCUCGUCGAUGGACCAGGAGACGAUCGUGGAGUCCGCGAGCGUGACGAGCACGAGCCUGUUGAGCAACCUGGGAGGAGCGCUGAGCCUGUACUUGGGGAUCUCCAUGGUCAUGUUCCUGGAAAUCAUCGAGAUCCUUCCCCUGAUCGCCCUGGCAUUCGUCAACAGGUGCUUCGGGAUCGGUCACGCGCCGACGGCGAAUCCCCCACCCAGAAAGCGGGCGUCUCGACGGAUCGCUCGCAUGGAAUACCCAAUCUCCUCGGCAUGGGUCGUGAACCCCGAUUGACUUUAAUGUGUGAUUCGUUUUCGGUCGUUUUCUCUGCCGUUUCAAUCUUUCCAGUUCGAGUUCAUCUUCCGUACUGCAUGCACCUUUUCACAUGGACAAAAAGCGACCACGGGC
Molecule: messenger RNA, 483 nt
Organism: Darwinula stevensoni
Lineage: Eukaryota; Metazoa; Arthropoda; Ostracoda; Podocopida; Darwinulidae
Source: the annotation of a GenBank genome assembly